This is a messenger RNA of Haemonchus placei, 2241 nucleotides long. The record is from the annotation of a GenBank genome assembly. NCBI's taxonomy places the organism in Eukaryota, Metazoa, Nematoda, Chromadorea, Rhabditida, Trichostrongylidae.
AUGGGUCGUAUAACGGAAUUGAAACACAGUCGUGACGAAGAAGUGCGUGAAGCAGAGCUUCUUACAAGCACAAAAAGAAAAAUACGUCGCCCCAUAAAUCUGUUGAUACCACUCGAGAUUCAGGAAGCACGAAUCUCUGAUGACAACGAACCUACACAGGUUACGCCAUCUCCGGGUAAGACUGGCGAAAAUGAUGUGGUCAACUCAAGAGCGCACACGCGACCUUACAACUUGAGACAACGAACACCAAAGAAUACUGGCGAAAAUGAUGUGGUCAACUCAAGAGCGCACGCGCGACCUUACAACUUGAGACAACGAACACCAAAGAAUUACGCACAAGACGUCUAUACAGCAACAAUGGCAAGUACCGUCCAGGGCAUUAAACCGAAGUGGUUUCUCUUCCAUAUCAUGAUUCUUUCGCUUAUUCAAGUUUGCUCUUGUCGCACUACCCUUUGCGGAAGUGUCGGAUGCGCCAACAAGGAGUACUUCACCGUGCGGCAGCCCUACGUCGCAGAAGCGUCCGGAGUUUUUGAUAAGUGCGCAAACGAGAUAGGGAUCACGCAAAUCGCCCCUAGAUACUUUCACUCGGUUAUGUUCGAUAAAGCGCUCUCUUUCGAAAACGAGAAACCAUUUCAACGAUAUGUUGAACCAUUUCAACGAUAUGUUGCCUGUGAUGACUAUGCCUAUCCCCACAUAAUCGACGAAAACGCGCGUCAGUUCCAAAAAGAUCGGGGUUGUAACAUCACCCACCGUAUACUCAGCACGAGUUCUUUAUUAACCUCUGCUGAUUAUCUCAUCAGGUGGAAAUUGAGAGUGAACGAAGUUGGAAAUUUGAAAGAACAGCUGCGUCAAGCACAGAGAAGUCUUCAUCAGCUUAAAUGUGCCAUUCCAAUUCUGCCAGAUGCUGAUGUGUUGUAUGAAAAGAUUGUUAGAACGUGUACUGACCACUAUACUCAUACCCAGGCCGUUACUUCUCUCAAAGAGAAAUUCCGUAGACUUCGUCUUUCUGAUAAACCUUCUGAGCAACGUCUUUCGGAAAUAGGCUCUCUGAAUCUUGAAAUUGACUACCUUACUCUGCAGUUCCGCUUCUGUAGAUCUCAACUGUUCACUCUUUUCUCGGUUCCGCCUUUGCUAAUCGCCUUGGAAAAAAUGACGAUACAGAGUUGGGAAACUCUGAUGCGCCGACCACAGGAAACCAGCCCUAAUAAACCGCUAGUAAUGGACCUGAGUACUCUGGAGAACAUCACAUCCGACCAACUCCAGGCAUUGAAUUCUCUCCGUUUUUCGCUAAACGAUCUCCGCGCAGAGGCUCAAAACGAUGCGGACAAAGAGCAGUUGCCAUUCGAAGGAGAACUCCGGAAUGAACUCGAUUCGAUGCAGCAGUUCAACCUCGAUAUUCAAGACGCGGUCAGGAAUGCUUUGCACGGAAAAGCACCUGCACCAGUUCAAGACGCGGGGGAGGGAACCCCAAAGGUUCGUGGAGAAGAUGAGAUAAUAAGAGAAAAUGAAGAGUUCAUUGAAGGACUGAUAGAGUCGGAAUCUGAACACGACGAUCACGACGACCAGGUUUCAGCCGAUGAGGACAUGGGCUCCGACUCGGCCCACGACGACCUUUCUGAGGCGGAAGGUAGUGAGGAAGAGCCCGAAGAACCAGAACAGGAAGAGCCUGAGGAUCUGGACGAAGACCAGCGCGAGUUGGAGGAUGAGGACGACAUCCCUGAAGAUAUUCCAAGAAGGGAGAAUCUGAGACGCAGGGCAAUCCAGAUCGAAAACGAAAUCCGUAGCACGGAGCAGGCAAUCCGCAACUUUGAAGAGAUCUUACGGCAGUAUGAACAGGAGCCUCUCUGUCCGCCACGUCGCUUUGAUCACGGACGUAUUGUCAGAGGAAAUGAAAGAUAUAUGAAAUGCGCCUUCUGCGAGGCCUCAGGAAUACACUAUUCGGAUUCCUGCACGGCCUUCCGUGAUCCACUCGAAAGAAGAGAGCUGAUAAGGGAAGCACGCCGAUGCUGGACUUGUCUCGAAAGAAUGUGUGCCCGUGGAGCCACUUGCAAGAAGUCUUCAGAUUGCUUCGGCCAGUGCAAAAGUCUCACACUUCUGUUGGAACGUGUGUUCGCAGUACAAAAGGUUUACAACGAUCCAAAAGAUUCAGAUUUUAAAGGAGAUAAAGAACAAUGGAAUGAUUAUAAUUGUGAUGCAAAAAUGAUGUACUUUGUCUGUAAGAAGAAGUAUAUUCCAGAGUGU